Molecule: messenger RNA, 295 nt
Organism: Eimeria maxima
Lineage: Eukaryota; Apicomplexa; Conoidasida; Eucoccidiorida; Eimeriidae
Exons: 3
Source: RefSeq, a predicted model, not a curated record
AUGCCAGCGCCUCUCGUGGUCAAUGCAUCGUCAUACGAGAACAACGGACAGUUCGAAAAUCGAGAAUGCUACAGCCAUGCUCGUCACGACGCUUUCUGCAGCGCACGCGUGCCUAGGACGUUCUGUAUGUCCCGCAUCCUGGAUUAUGUUGCGCAGCGCUUCUUAUGCAAUCGUGGGGAUAUCUGCAGUGCUACAACAAAAUUUCUCUUCGUAAUCCGUUGGGGCGGAGCGAAAUCGAAUCAUGGCGUGCGAGUCCAGCAACAAAGUUUCCUCAAUGAUCCAAGUGUGCACGUCG